This is a messenger RNA of Myxocyprinus asiaticus (Chinese sucker), 10201 nucleotides long. It is a transcript of the gene kdm4aa, whose product is annotated as lysine (K)-specific demethylase 4A, genome duplicate a. NCBI's taxonomy places the organism in Eukaryota, Metazoa, Chordata, Actinopteri, Cypriniformes, Catostomidae. Bases 127 to 4773 code for a protein of 1548 amino acids. Gene Ontology annotation, biological process: chromatin remodeling. Gene Ontology annotation, molecular function: histone H3K9 demethylase activity; histone H3K36 demethylase activity. The record is from RefSeq and is a predicted model, not a curated record. The transcript has 22 exons. Gene Ontology annotation, cellular component: nucleus.
GCGCAGAAGCGCUGCACUCUAAUGGUGGACAUGUCUGCUGUAUAAUCGUCUUUUUAUGCGCUGUUUCUCUGCGUUUGUGCAAUCAGCAGCCCUCUGCCGAGCCGUCAACACCCUGCAAUCGUCAGAAUGGCUUCGGACUCAGCCUCUCAGAGCUCCCAGAGUCCUGGGGCUAGGAUCAUGACCUUUCAUCCCACAAAAGACGAGUUCAAAGACUUCAACAGAUACAUCGCAUAUGUGGAGUCACAGGGGGCACACAGAGCCGGGAUGGCAAAGGUGGUGCCACCAAAGGACUGGAAGCCGCGGCGUACGUAUGAUGACAUCGACGACCUGGUGAUUUCCACCCCGAUUCAACAGGUUGUGACUGGCCAAUCAGGGCUCUUCACACAGUACAACAUCCAGAAAAAGCCAAUGACUGUCCGCGAGUUUCGCAAAACUGCCAACACAGACAAAUUUUGUAAUCCCAGAUAUGCAGAUUUUGAUGAACUUGAGAGAAAAUUUUGGAAGAAUUUAACGUUCAACCCACCAUUAUAUGGGGCAGAUGUCAGUGGAACUCUCUAUGAUCCAGAUGUGACGGAGUGGAAUAUGGGCCAUCUAAACAGUAUUUUGGACACUGUGGAGAGAGAGAGUGGAAUCACAAUAAAAGGUGUAAACACUCCGUAUCUGUAUUUCGGGAUGUGGAAGAGCACGUUUGCCUGGCACACAGAGGACAUGGAUCUUUACAGCAUUAAUUACCUUCACUUUGGAGAACCCAAGUCCUGGUAUGUGGUGCCUCCAGAGCAUGGGAAACGAUUGGAGCGUCUUGCUAAAGGUUUUUUUCCCGGAAGCGCUCAAAGUUGUGAAGCCUUCUUGCGACACAAAAUGACUUUAAUUUCACCAUCAAUUCUGAGGAAGUAUGGCAUACCAUUUGAGAAGGUGACACAGGAAGCAGGCGAGUUCAUUGUGACCUUUCCAUAUGGAUAUCAUGCUGGAUUUAACCAUGGAUUUAACUGUGCAGAAUCCACAAACUUUGCCACACAGCGCUGGAUCGAUUAUGGCAAACAGGCAACAUUAUGUUCCUGUCGGAAAGACAUGGUGAAGAUCUCCAUGGAUGUGUUUGUCCGUAUGUUUCAGCCAGAACGUUACAAACUUUGGAAAGCAGGAAAGGACACUGUGCCCAUUGACCACUCAAAGCCCACCCCCGAGGCAGCAGAGUUCCUUAUUGAUGCAAAGACUGAAAAUGAAAAGGGAGAACUCAGCGAAAGCAGCAAAACACAAACCGAGGUGAAGAAAGGAGAAACAGAGCAUAAAGAGGAGCAGACGGCAAAGCCAGGAGGUGGAGAGGAGGAGAAUGCUGAAAGUUUGUCUGGAAAGGAAAUUAAAGGAGAAACGGAGAAAGCAGAUACAGAUGGUGGAAAGGCAGAGAAAGGAGAGAAGAAGACUGUUAGCACUGAGGAGCCCAGCAGCACUUCAGAGCAAAACAGCAGCAAUAGCAGCAGUCCAAAGCAGAAGCUGGGCCAGAAACGACUUAGACCCAGUGCUGAGACUGGAGAGAAAGAUGUGGAUAAUCAGUUGAAGGCAGAAGAGGAGGAAGUUGAGAAGAAGAAAGCCAAAUUCGGCCAGACUAAGACAGACUACAUGAAAGAACAAUCCAUCCCAGGUGAUGGGAAAGCUGAGGAAACCAUGGAGACAGACACGCCCCCUCCAAACCAGCAAGGGAAUCAAGCCCAUCCUUGCACGGAGGCGGAGCUCUCUUCAUCCAACCAGCAGCCACACCCCACCUCAAGCAGUGACAUCACAACUCAACCCCAACCAAGCAAUGACAUCCCUCCUCCUGAAACCAGUGAUGUCACCUCAUCCUCACAAUCCAACAACAUCAGUGAUGAAACCAGCUAUGAUGUGGCGCAGAGUAGUGAUGUCAUGGCAAAGAGCAGUGACGUCACCUCUCAGUCCGGUGAUGUCACUCAAAGUUGUGAUGUCCAUAGCAAACCGGAAGACAUCACACAAAUCGGUAAACUCAAAACGGAGCUCAGCGAUGCACGGCCAAGUGACAUCACGCCACAUUCAUGUUCCAGUGACAUCACUGAUGAAGACCAAUCCACUGACAUCACAUCAGAGCUGCAUACCAGCAGUAUGUCUGCUCAGCCCAGCAUUAACUCUGCCCACAUCUAUGAUGUAACACCAGAUCCCAGCAACAGUACCAUCUGGCCAAAACACGAGCCCAGCAUUAAGACCGCCCACAUUUAUGAUGUCACCACAGAACCCAGCAUUAGCUCCGCCCUCAUCUGUGAAGUCACACAAGAACCCAGCAACAGUAUCAUCAGCCAAAAAUGCGAGCCCAGCAUUAACUCCACCCACACUUGUGAUCUCACUCCAGAACCAAGCAACAGCAUCAUCAGCCCAGAGUGCGAGCCCAGCAUUAACUCCACCCUCAUCUCUGAUGUCACCAAAAAACACAGCAACAACACAGUAAACACCAACACUAUCAGCCUGAAAUGUGAGCCCAGCAGUAGCUCCGCCCACAGUUAUGAUGUCAUCGCAGAACCCAGCAACAACACCAUAAAUACGAGUACCAUCAGUCCUAAAAAGGAGCCCAGCAUUAACCCCGCCUGCACUUAUGAUGUCAACAAUGAACCCAGCAAGCCCAGCAUUAACUCCACCCACACUUGUGAUCUCACUCCAGAACCAAGCAAUAGCAUCAUCAGCCAAAAAUGUGAGCCCAGCAUUAACUCCGCCCACCGUUAUGAUGUUAACACAGAACCCAGCAACAACACCAUAAAGAAGAGUACCAUCAGUCCUAAAAGUGAGCCCACCAUUAACUCUGGCCUCAUCUGUGAUGUCACCACAAAUCUCAGCACCAACUCUAUCAGCUCUAAAUUUGAGCCCAGCAUUGGCUCCGCCCACACCUUUUAUGUCACCGCAGAACCCAGCGACGACAGCAUAAUCAGCCCAAAAUGCAAGCCCAGCAUUAACUCCGCCCACACCAAUGAUCUCACCACAGAACCCAGUAAGCCCAGCGUUAACACCACCCUUAUCUGUGAUGUCACUACAAAACCAAGCACCCACAUUUUCAGCCCUAAAUGCAAACCCAGCGUAAGCUCCACCCACACUUAUGAUGUUACCCCAGAACCCAGCGACAGCACCAUCAGCCCCAAACGUGAACUCGCUGAGUCACGGUGUAUUUCUUUGUUGGCGAGCAGUAGUCAGGUGAGCCAGCCUGCAGCCCAGCACAUCUUCCAGAGGACGCUGAGUCCUGCUGAGGUGCUGCAUGUCCACAGCUACGCAAAGGGAGAUUACAGCGAGCUGGAAACGCGUAGCAGGCUUGAGAGAGACCAAGACAGUGACUCUGACAGUGAAUCUCAAGAGGACAGCAAGAAAUCAGAUGAUUGUCCAGUUGAUGUUCAGCAGAGGCUGCCCAGACUCCCCAGACACCAUCCUCUGAUGAAGGACAGCAUCAGUGAUGAAGAGCUGCAGGAUCAGGCAGCAUCAGAGGAGGAGGGUCUGGAUGGGGAGGCCUGGGCUCGACCUCUGUCCCAGUUAUGGCAGAACAGACCGUAUAAUCCAGAGAGAGAGAGGGAAUACAACAGAGAGAUGGGUCUGCUGCCACCAUACUGUGCUGUGUGCAUGCUCUUCCAGGCACACCAACGGUCUGAAGGGGGCGAAAGUGAGCCAGCUGUGUUGCUGUCAGGGGGUCAGAUGAGGAGCAAGCCUCUGAUUCCAGAGAUGUGUUUCACCACGACCACAGAAGACAGCACUGACAUCCACCUGACCACACCUCACCUGGAGGAGGAUGGCACCAGCCUGCUCAUCAGCUGCACACAGUGUAGCGUCCGUGUGCACACCAGUUGUUAUGGUAUCACUCCGGCGAGAGUUACCAAAGACUGGAAAUGUGCCCGCUGUAAAGCCAACGCACUCACAGAGAAUUGCUGUUUAUGUUCGUUGAGAGGUGGUGCGUUGCACAGAGCCAAUAAUGGCAAAUGGGUUCACGUCCUGUGUGCAGUGGCAGUGCUUGAGGCUCGCUUUAUAAACAUCAGUGAACGAUCGCCUGUGGAUCUCAGUGGCAUUCCUUUACAGAGAUUUAAACUGAAAUGCUACUACUGCAAACGGCGAAUGAAGAAAAUGUCAGGCUGUUGUGUGCAGUGUUCUCACGGCCGGUGCCCCACCUCAUACCACCCCACCUGUGCUCAGGCCGCCGGUGUCAUCAUGCACCCGGACAACUGGCCCUUCAUCGUCUACGUCACCUGCUGCCGCCACAAAGGGCCGGUCCAGUCAGAGCGUAAUAAAGCAGCUAUGAUAGAGCUCAGUGUGGGUCAGAAGGUCAUCUGCAAGCACAAAAAUGGACGUUACUAUCAGUGUGAAGUGAUACAGCUGUCAAAAGAGACGUUUUAUGAGGUCAACUUUGAUGACGGCUCCUUCAGUGAUAACCUUUUCCCAGAGGACAUUGUGAACCGGGACUGUGCUCAGCUGGGUCCACCACCACAGGGUGAGGUGGUUCAGGUCAGAUGGACAGAUGGUCUUGUCUAUGGAGCCAAAUUUGUUGCCGCUCAUGUCAUUCAGAUGUACCAGGUGGAGUUUGAGGACGGAUCACAGCUCACAGCGAAGAGAGAUGACGUCUACACGCUAGAUGAAGAACUUCCCAAGAGAGUCAAGUCUCGUCUGUCUAAGGCAUCGGACAUGCGCUUUGAUGGGAUUUUCGGAGAGAAGAAGGUCCAAGACAGCAAGAGACAGAGAGUGAUCAACUCCAGGUACAGAGGGGACUAUAUCGAACCAGUCAUCUACAGAGCUAUCAUGGAGUAGCCAGCGAUAGCACAGCCUUCACCCAAAACCACCAGCACCCAUCCAGGGGACUCUAGCACAGCCUGCUCAUGUCAAUAGUGUUCAGUUUGCAGGAAUCAAAUGCCUGGAUGGGUUUGAACCCUCCCUGGAAGGACUCGCACUUACCCUGAUUUGUCCAACACACUUUUUCUGAUUUUGGCAGGGCAUUCUCACAGUGUCUUUCUCAGACGAUGCAGCUUUGCAGGGUGUGUGAUGACACAUAUUUAACCUCAAUGCUUUGAAACUGUGCCACAAGUCUCAACAUCAACAGCAUCACCUGGUCUCUAAAUGAAUUAUCAAUGAAAGCAGUAGUUUGUGGAGUCUUUCUAAUACACAUUCAUUUAAUAAAGAUUAUUUGUAACCUUCAUUUCAUAAAAUAUUUACUUUUAUCAAUUUGCAUUAAUUUAUUUUACUUAAAGGGAUAUUCACCCAAAAAUUAAAUUCUGUUAUCAAAUACUCACCCUCAUGUUGUUUCAAAUCUGUAUGACUUUCUUUCCUUCCGUAAACCUUGAAAGGACACAUUGGGAAGAAUAUUCACACUGCUUUUUCCCAUACAAUAAAAGUGAAUGGUGUUGGGAAGGUUUGUCAAGCACCAUAAAGUGUGCAUGAGUCAUAUAGACUGUUGUUAUGGUGUUUUUAUAAUUUUUAGAGCUUGACAGCAUCUGGUCACCAUUCACUUUCAUUAUAUGGAAACAGUAGCGUCAAGUUUCUGCUAAACUUUUUGUUUUGUGUUCCACAGAAGAAAGAAAAUCAUACAGAUUUGGAACAAUGUGAGGGUGAGUAAAUGAUGACAGUAUUUUCAUUUUUGGAUAAACUAUUCCUUUAAUUCAGGGUGCUGUUUCUACCCGUAUUUUACCUAACGGAGGUGCCAUUGCCAUUUAAUGGAUACAGAUCUCCUUUUUAAAGAUGUACACAGUCAUAAAUUGAGCAAUUGAUCCUGAAUAUUGUACAUAAUUUGGAACAUAAUGAAUUUAGCUUGUUUCGUCUUUUAAUAGUUUUUCAAGCGUAUUUAUUACUUGGUGCUUUGCAAAAGCAACUUUUGCAAUAUAAUAUGUGUGAGUCAAAGUCCUGUUGAAGAAUGAGAAUCACAUAAAUGCAAAGCUCGUACUGAAAUGCCAAGGAUCUUUCUCCCAUUCUCACCUUGUACUCUUUUUCAAGACAUUUUCAUUAAUGUAGCUUACUGCUGUCAACAUUUUAUUAACCCCAAGGUUUUAAUAAGCUAUUUUUGCACUUCUGAGCUGUACUUUUAUGAAUUCUCUUUUUUUCCCUUGCAGUAGCCAAGCUCCAGAGACAAAUGCACUUAGGAAAGUUAAAAAGGUCUGUUAGUGCUUGUCUUGUAAACAGUCUUUAUCUGUCAGGCCGUCUAGCAGACAGCUUUUAGAAAAGUAAGGUUGUAUGAGUCCCUCAUUUGUUCAAUAGAGGGCUAAUAUUCAUUAUAAAAGAAUUAUAAAAGAUUUCUUUUUGUAUUAAGAAGCCUAUUUUAUUGCUUUGUUUUAUAAUACCUGUUUAUUGUUCAUAUACUGUGAGAUAGAGUUGUAUGUAGUUAAUUUAAAAAUGUUAAGUUCCAGGCUAGCACAUUUCUGCUGCCUCUUGUUUUGCUUUCAAAAAUGAGUCUCGUUCUCACUACAUAUGUGAAUGCAGAGGCUCUAAGACUUCCAUAUGUAUUUUGUAAAAAUCAUUAAGGUACGUCAUUAAAAGAUGUGGGCCGUAAUGUUUCUUACAUUGCAGUGUGUGUUUUAUUCCUGUUGAAGGAUUAGGGUUUGGGUUUUUAACCCACUUUUUUCCAAUAGCACAUUAUUUAUAGUUUUUAAUGCAUGAUAUUGCUAUUUAAAAAAUUUUUUUUAUUGCAUAUACAAAUUUAAACAAACAAUCAAUUAUUAACAAUUGUGACAUUUUUUUAAAUCUUACCCCAUUCUCCAUCUUCCAGUACUAAAUUCAAGUCUCUCUCCCAUAACUUCUUAAGAGAUGUUAAUACCCAUCCCCUAAACUCUGAAUUAGCCAGGAAUAGUACAAUGAAGCCUCGUGACCCUUUCCAAAAGCAGCAAGCUUUUUCAGUUGACUCAAGAUGGCACCGAGUAUGGCUGCUGCGUUGCGAGCUCCGACGCAACACUGCAGUUUUUUGUUUGUUUUGUUCACAAUUCUAUGUUUUUUUUUUGUCUUGGAUGUUGUCUGCCUUAUUGUCUACAACAGACAAACACUUUUGGACAUUGGUUCUGCAAUAGCACACAGAAAACCGGACUUUAAAUUCCUCAAUGCCGACCCGCUGUUUACAAACGCCAGCGGAGCCCUUUGUCUGAAGGAAAAGGGGAAAUAGAGCCGGCAUUCUCAUCAGAGUAAGACGUUGUGCAAAUCGACCCCCGCUACCCAGUAUUCUACUUGCAAAUGUUCAGUCUUUGGACAACAAGCUCUGCGAGCUGAGAGCGCGGAUCUCUUUCCAACGAGAGAUGAGGGACUGCUGCAUUAUCUGCCUUACGGAAACUUUGAUGUCUGCUGAGAUUCCAGAUUCAGCCAUCGAACACGUGGGGUUCUCUGUGCACCAAGUGGACAGAGCGAAAGACCUCUGAGGUAAAAGCAGAGGUGGUGGUGUAUCUUUUAUGCUCAACAAACCCUGGUGUGACCAGAGGAACGUACAUUCUAUCAAGUCUUUCUGUUCUCCUGAUCUGGAAUUUCUCAUGCUUCUGUGUCGACCAUUCUGGCUACUGAGGGAAUUCACAGUGGUCAUUAUCACAGCUGUGUACAUCCCCCCACAAGCCGACAUAGACCGGGCACUCAAGGAACUGUACGGGAUUAUAAGCAAGCAAAAAACCGCACACCCUGAGGCCACGUUCAUUUUGACCAGGGACUUUAACAAAGCCAAUAUUAAAUCAAUCACACCAAAAUACCACCAACACAUCAGUUUCAACACACGAGGGGACCGGGUUUUGGACCAUUGCUACUCUCCCUUCCGGGAUGGCAACAAAUCCCUUGCCCGCCCACCAUUUGGCAAAUCAGACCACUCUUCCAUUCUGCUUCUGCCCGCUUACAGGCAAAAACUGAAAUAGGAAGCACCCACCCUCAGAACGAUCCAGUGCUGGUUGGACCAAUCAGAUUCUACGCUACAAGACUGUUUUGAUCACGCAGACUGGGAGAUGUUCCGGUCCGCCUCUGAUGACGACAUCGAGGUGUACACUGAUAGCGUAACGUGUUUCAUCAGAAAGUGCGUAGAGGAUGUUGUUCCGACCAAAACAAUACGGAUCUACCCCAACCAGAAGCCAUGGAUAAAUAGCAAUGUUCGCACUGCACUUGAUACGCGGACCUCUGCUUUUAAUUCAACAAGCCAGUUAUGCCCUCUGCAAAACUAUCAGAGCAGCCAAACGCUAGUACAGGGACAAGAUUGAAGGACAGUUUAACACCACCAACUCUAGAAGCAUGUGGCAGGGAAUUAAUAUCAUCACGGACUUUAAAGGGAAUAAAAACUCCGCCAUGAACACCGCUGCCUCUCUCCCGGAUGAGCUAAAUAAUUUUUAUGCUCGUUUCGAGGGAAAUAACACCGCCCUCGCAGAGAGAGCUCUCGCGGCCGAAGCUACAGUGGUUAGUUCACUCUCCAUCUCUGUAGCGGAUGUAACCCAAUCCUAACGACGGGUGAAUAUCUGUAAAGCCACAGGUGCAGAUUUCAUUCCGGGCCGCGUCAUCAGAGUGUGCGCGAACCAACUGGCUGGCGUUUUUACGGACAUUUUCAACCUUUCCCUCUCCUUUUCUGUGGUCCCCACAUGCUUUAAAAUGUCCACCAUUGUGCCUGUACCAAAGCGAUCCAAAAUCACUUGCUUAAAUGACUGGAGUCCUGUUGCUCUGACCCCCAUCAUCAGCAAAUGCUUUGAGAGACUAAUCAGAGAUUACAUCUGCUCUGUGCUGCCUCCAUCACUGGACCCAUUGCAGUUUGCUUACCGCAACAAUCGCUCCCUGAUGAUGCCAUUGCAUCUACAAUACACACUGCUCUCUCCCACCUGGAAAAAAGGAACACUUAUGUGAGAAUGCUGUUUGUAGACUACAGCUCAGCAUUCAACACCAUAGUGCCCUCCAAGCUUUAUGUGAAAUUCUGGGCUCUGGGCUUAAACAGCUCACUGUGCAGCUGGAUCCUGGACUUCCUGUCAAGCAGAGGCCAGGUGGUUAGAAUGGGCAGCAACAUCUCCUCAUCACUGACCCUCAACACUGGAGCCCCUCAGGGCUAUGUUCUCAGCCCACUCCUGUAUUCCCUGUACACAAAUGACUGUGUGGCAACACAUAGCUCCAAAGCCAUCAAGUUUGCUGAUGAUACGACGGUGGUAGGUCUGAUCACUGACAAUGAUGAAACGGCCUACAGAGUGGAGGAGCUCACUCUGACACGCUGAUGUUAGGAGCACAACCUCUCCCUCAACGUCAGCAAGACAAAGGAGCUUGUGGUGGACUUCAGGAGAAAAGACAGAGAACACAAUCCCAUCACCAUCAAUGGAGCACCGGUGGAGAGAGUCAGCAGCUUCAAGUUCCUCGGUGUCCACAUCACUGAGGAACUCACAUGGCCACAAUGAGACCGUUGUGAAGAAGGCUCAUCAGCGCCUCUUCUUCCUGAGAUGGCUGAGGAAGUUUGGAAUGAACCGCCACUUCCUCACACGGUUCUACACCAGCACUGUAGAGAGCAUCCUGACUGGCUGCAUCAUUGCCUGUUACGGCAAUAGCACUGACCACAACCGCAAAGCCCUGCAAAGGGUGGUGCGAACUGCCAGACACAUCAUCGGAGGUGAGCUUCCCUCCCUCCAGGACAUGUAUACCAGGCGGUGUGUGAAAAAAGCUCGGAGGAUCAUCAGAGACUCCAGCCACCCAAGCCUUGGGCUGCUCUCACUGCUACCAUCAGGCAGACGGUAUCGCAGCAUCAGGACCCGCACCAGCCGACUUCAUGACAGCUUCUUCCCCCAAGCAAUCAGACUUCUGAACUCUUGAUCUCUCAUGAUCAAUAUACAUCAGCACUGCACUUUAUUAAUCUUAUUAUCUCACACUGGACUGUCUUAAAUAAUAUUCUCUGUUAACAACAUGCUAGCAACUGACUAUCAUCCGACAGCCUGAAUGUCAAUACAGUACAAUACAAACUACUGUAUAUUUUAUAUAUACUAUAUAUACUUUUUUUUAUUGUAUAAUGUGUAUUCUAUAUUGUGUGUAUUGUAUACUGUACAAUAUUCUAUAUUGUGUGUAUUGUAUACUGUAUAUUGUAUAUUAUUAUUUGUAUAUUGUGUUGUGUGUAAUUAUGUGUAUAUUAGUUAUGUAAAAUGUGAUGUGUAAAUCUGUUUAUUGUAAACUGGUUUAUGUCUCAUCACUCAUGACAGCUAUGUUGCUCAGAACUGCACCCAAGACUUUCACCCACUAUUGCACUUGUGUAUAUGGUUGUGUGACAAUAAAAGUG